AUGUAUAGCAAGUUGGACAUUUUAGCUAACAGCAAUGAUGAACAGGUUGAAUGGCUAAAAAACGAAGAAACUCUCAACUCUGCUGGUGCCAUCGAUACAAGAGGCGACCAUAAUCUCAUCAUAUCUGAAGCCCGUCUCUCUGAUUCUGGAAACUACACCUGCGUAGCCAGCAACAUCGUGGCCAAGAGACGCAGUGCAACAGCCACUGUUGUAGUCUAUGUGAAUGGAGGCUGGUCGUCGUGGACAGACUGGUCUCCCUGUAACGUGCGAUGUGGACGCGGUGUGCAGAAACGUUCUCGCACGUGCACAAAUCCAGCUCCUCUGAAUGGGGGGGCCUUCUGUGAGGGCAUGUCGGUACAGAAGAGCAGCUGCAACACUCUGUGUCCAGUGGACGGCAGCUGGACUGAGUGGAGUGACUGGUCUGUGUGCAGCUCGGAGUGUGAGAGGCAGCGCAGCCGAGAGUGCACGGCCCCGGAGCCCAAACAUGGAGGCCGGCUGUGUGACGGGGGGGCGCUCGCUACAGACAACUGCACCGGGGGCCUGUGCACACAGAAUCGAAAGUUGCUACACGAUGCUAAGCCACAGGAUGUGGAGAGCAGCAGCGACGUGGCCCUGUACUCCGGCCUGGCUGCAGGGGUGGUGACGGUGGUGCUGCUGAUCAUCGCUGUCACUCUGUACCGGAGGAGCCAGAGUGAGUACGGGGUGGAUGUCAUCGACUCCUCCGCCCUCACCGGGGGCUUCCAGUCCUUCAGCUUCAAGACCUCUCGUCAAGCAAACCCUCUGCUAAUGAACUCAUCCAUGCAACCAGAUCUGACAGUGUCGCGCACCUACACCAGCCCUAUGUGUUUCCAGGACUCCAUCGACAAGGAUCUGAUGGCUGAGCGCUCACUUCUUGACCCAUUGCCUAAUCUCAAGGUCAAAGGGGUGGCAGAAAGGGCAGAGUACCAUGUCAUGUCCCACCCUCAGACAUUUCCACGGGGCCUGGCUCCAGACUACAGAGGGGUUCCAGUUGGGACCACGCUGGGCAGAAGAGGCAAAAAUCUGUUCACUCCACAAGUCUCUCUGACUCCCAGCAGGCCUCUUCACAAAGCAACCGCAGUGUUUGGUUAUGCUGGAGGCAGGCUGGUGGUGCCCAACACAGGUGAGCCCACUGUUAAAGAGACCGACCUUGAGACGCCGACAGUCUUCUAUCCCGACACUGACUGUCGAGUCAACCCCGAGCCCAGACGUCGAGGAGUCUGCCGUCGGUCUCUUCAUUUGUCGUAG
Notothenia coriiceps (black rockcod) is the source of this 1266-nucleotide messenger RNA. RefSeq names its product netrin receptor UNC5D-like. Bases 1 to 1266 code for a protein of 421 amino acids. NCBI's taxonomy places the organism in Eukaryota, Metazoa, Chordata, Actinopteri, Perciformes, Nototheniidae. The transcript has 9 exons. The record is from RefSeq and is a predicted model, not a curated record.